Molecule: messenger RNA, 1088 nt
Organism: Zonotrichia leucophrys gambelii
Lineage: Eukaryota; Metazoa; Chordata; Aves; Passeriformes; Passerellidae
Gene: FNDC11
Product: fibronectin type III domain containing 11
Exons: 2
Coding region: 110-1078 (322 amino acids)
Source: RefSeq, a predicted model, not a curated record
AACUGGACACUGCUCCUGGGGUCUGAACGGCACCUGGACACUGCUCCCGGGGGUGAAUGGCACCUGGACACUGCUCCUGGGAUGUGACAAGCACCCAAGCUUUGGAAACAUGGCUAAGGUUUUGCAUGAAUCUGAAACCACUCCGGACACUACCCCACCCAGAGAAGAACAGGAUGACAAUGCCAGCAUGAAGCAGUACCUGAGAAACAAAAACCUUGUUCUGGAUUUCCUGCGCUCUGACCUGAACCCCCACCACCUCCAGUACCACUGGAACAAAGUUCAUCUUCUGAAGAAGUGUUACUUUUACUUGAAGUUUGAGCCCAGACACGUGUGCGUGAGAGACCAGAACAAUAUGAUGAUUUUUGCCGAUAUCUUGCAAAUAGCAAAUCCCUGCCAACUCCAGAAGAUCAAGAAGGUGGGAAGAAAACAGACUGAAAUCCAGCUGGCACUUUUAACAGAGCUGUUGGAACAGCUGGAACGAGGCCGUGAGGAGCUGAGCCGUUACGUACAGAUCUGUGACGUAGAAGAUUUCCUCUCCCAGUGGGACUUGAAUAUAAAGAGAGUGCUCAAGCUCUCCAUGUUUUUCAAUAAGCUCAUUUCCUUGGAAGAGCCAAGGAAGCUGCACGUCAAGCACAGUUUGGUGUCACAGAUACAUCUCGGGGGUGCUCUACACCCUCCCAUCACUUUUUCUCUCUACACGAAGAAGCCGCCGAUUUUUGAUCGGAUAGAGUCGUUUGCGUGCCAGACCUGGGCCCAGCUCAAGUGGUUCACUGAGAGUCAAGAGUCCCACCUGGAACGAUGGCAGCUGGAGAUCAAGCUGGUGACAGAUGACAGUCAGACAGAACCAGGAUACGGUCGGACCCAGGAAGUCAUCUCCAACCCAUGUGUAAUCAACCACCUGCUGCCUGGCAGGUUGUACGAGUUCAAAGUGAGGAGAUCCGACACGCACACGCUCGUCUACUCGCAGUGGCACGACUGCAUUAUAUUGAAGACAAAAACUCACCCUGCUGAAGACACCAAGGAAGCCCCCAACCGCAGCCUGAUGAGGCGGCUCACGAGACCGACUCCCUCAGUUUAAUGGUUUAAUG